AUGGCUCGGUAUUUUCUGAUUCUCGUGUUUACUCUGCUCUUCCUCGUUGUCUCGGCCUCCGCACACGGCGGAGAUUCCGACUCCGAUUCCGAUUCUCCAUCGGAUAAGCCCAACUUGAGAUCUCGGUCUCUGAUUCUGGUGAAAAUAUGGUGCCUGAUACUGGUGUUUCUUGGGACUUUUGUAGGGGGGAUUUCGCCCUACUUCAUGAAGUGGAACGAGGGUUUUUUGGUAAUUGGGACGCAAUUCGCUGGUGGGGUUUUUCUGGGGACUGCUUUGAUACAUUUCUUGAGUGAUUCUAAUGAGACAUUUGAGGACUUGACUGAAAAAGAAUACCCAUUUGCAUUUAUGUUGGCAAGUGCUGGAUAUUUGCUAACUAUGUUGGCUGAUUCUGUUAUUUCUUAUGUUUAUGGGAAAAAGAAGAACAAUUCGGAUCCUCAAAUCCAAGGUUAUCCCAACGAAAAAGGUUCCAUUACCGGAAUACCUUCACACUCGCAUAUGCAGGUCGAGACCGGUACUGAAGAAAAUCUAGCUAAACAUUCCCCCACGAGUGCUACUUCACUAGGAGAUAGCAUCUUGUUAAUUGUCGCACUGUGUUUUCACUCCUUGUUUGAGGGUAUUGCGAUUGGAGUAGCCGAGACAAAGGCAGAUGCUUGGCGAGCCCUUUGGACCGUCUGUCUACACAAGAUAUUCGCUGCAAUUGCAAUGGGGAUAGCUCUUCUUAGGAUGAUUCCAGAUCGUCCCCUAUUAUCUUGUGUAGCUUAUGCUUUUGCAUUCGCCAUAUCAAGUCCAAUCGGUGUUGCCAUUGGAAUUGUAAUAGAUGCAACGACGCAGGGUUCUGUAGCAGACUGGAUUUUCGCCAUAUCUAUGGGUCUGGCUUGUGGGAUUUUCAUCUAUGUGUCCAUUAACCAUUUACUGUCAAAGGGUUAUAAGCCUCAAACAUCGGUUUCAGUCGACACGCCACACCAUAAGUUUCUGGCCGUGUUGUUCGGUGUUGGGGUUAUUGCGGUCGUAAUGAUUUGGGAUACUUAA
Messenger RNA from Fraxinus pennsylvanica, 1029 nucleotides. Lineage: Eukaryota; Viridiplantae; Streptophyta; Magnoliopsida; Lamiales; Oleaceae. The record is from the annotation of a GenBank genome assembly.